Hydractinia symbiolongicarpus is the source of this 1659-nucleotide messenger RNA. Its product is annotated as ADP-ribosyl cyclase/cyclic ADP-ribose hydrolase-like. Gene Ontology annotation, biological process: positive regulation of B cell proliferation. Gene Ontology annotation, cellular component: plasma membrane. The record is from RefSeq and is a predicted model, not a curated record. Bases 71 to 1132 code for a protein of 353 amino acids. Gene Ontology annotation, molecular function: NAD+ nucleosidase activity; phosphorus-oxygen lyase activity. The transcript is spliced from 9 exons. Lineage: Eukaryota; Metazoa; Cnidaria; Hydrozoa; Anthoathecata; Hydractiniidae.
AUUCGACGUAAAAACAGAAACAUGGAACGCGUGAAGUAAGGGUAUAUUUCAAAUCAAGAACAGACUUUCAAUGGAUUUGGGUGUCCUGCUUGUCAUAUUCACUUACUCAUCAAGUUUAAGAGUCAAACACGCAGCUGCAUCUUUCGGAAGCAAGCUUGCAAGUCCGCAUACGCUAAGAAGAAAAACAAGAGAUGUCCCACUUGCUUCGAUUCUUGGAAGCCUUGACCCGGAUGCUGACAAUCUAAAUACAGAAAUCGAUAACACGUACUUCCACGCUCCUAUGUCUGUAACAUCUGCUUCAGUUGAGAAUAAAUCCACCAAAACAAUUUCAGCUCUAAUAAUAAAAAGUGGCAAUCCUAAUUCAAAGUAUAAAACAACCCCUCAUAUCAAGGAACUAUUUAUAGGGAGAUGCUAUGAGUAUCAGUUUCGACGGAAUGUAUCUCAACAUUAUAACUGUGAUAGCUUAUGGAAUGCAUUCUUUAACUCGUUUGCGUACAAAGACCCUUGUGAUGUGCAGUCUUAUCACUACAAAAAAUUCUUAGAUAUGAUAGAAGAAGACAUUCCAAAGGACAAGGCUUUAUUGUGGUCUGGAUCGAGAGAAUUAGCCCAUAAAUUUUCAGAUUUUCUGUUUACAAAACGUUUCACAACGCUAGAGGACACAAUGGCAGGAUAUCUAGUCAAUGAUAUGAAAUGGUGUGGAAAGCGAGACUCUCCUGGGAUUAAUUUUAAAGAGUGUCCAUGGGAAUGUUCGAUACAAACACCCUAUUGGUCAUCUGCCAAUCAACGGUUUGCAAAAAAGAUACGAGGUGUUGUCCAAAUCAUUUUAAAUGGUACUAGACAACAUUUGAACGAUGGGCGAGUAUAUCCGUCAUAUAUGAAGAACAGGUAUUAUCUUGGCCCCUACAUUAUUCCUGAGUUUAAAAAAGAAAAUAUAAGACACGUGAAGAUCAUCGUCGCACAUACUUUACAUUUGAAACCUUUAGAGUCAUGCAAUGAGAAAACUGUCAAGCUGCUUGUAGAAGACAUCAAGAAAAAAAACAUUCCAGUGAACUGUGUUGACGAUGCUGAUACGGUGAAACAUAUUCUGUGUGUAGAUGAUCCCCUGUCAAAUUCAUGUUUGAUUCCAAAAUAAUGAAAAUGCCAAAGAAAACAAGGAGAGCUUAGAGGCAUUUGAAAAGUCAAUUGGACAAACAGCAACACUUGAAUCGACUCCAUCGUAGCUGUUUCAAACAAUAAUAGCUAAAAUUAGCAUGAUUGGUAUUAAUGUUUUCUCAUAAUGGAUUUGAAAUUGUAUUGGUAGUUGUAAUCGGCCUGCGUGCAACUUUGUAAUCUAAAUGUUUAUAAAGAAACAGAUGUGAUUGAUGUACUCUUCACAGCAAUUGUGAGCGCAACGAAAACUAGAAUAAAACUGAACAAUUCUUCAUUGGAUAUAAAAAGACGAAAAACAAGGAAAUAAAUAAACUUGUGCAUUAGAAGAAAAUAAUAAAGACAAAGAAGAUAAAUGAGAACACCAUUUGGCAUGUGCCAUCCUAGGUUUUACAUGAUACGGUGUGUUUUCCGUUGUUAAUAACAAUCACAAAUAGAAGAUUCAUGGUGGUCGACAAUGUCCCUAUAAAGCUGAAAGCGUAUUUUCUUAAGUCUGCUGAAUAGAGUACCCUG